Molecule: messenger RNA, 2070 nt
Organism: Phialemonium atrogriseum
Lineage: Eukaryota; Fungi; Ascomycota; Sordariomycetes; Cephalothecales; Cephalothecaceae
Product: fungal-specific transcription factor domain-containing protein
Exons: 4
Coding region: 1-2070 (689 amino acids)
Biological process (GO): DNA-templated transcription
Cellular component (GO): nucleus
Molecular function (GO): zinc ion binding; DNA-binding transcription factor activity, RNA polymerase II-specific; DNA binding
Source: RefSeq, a predicted model, not a curated record
AUGGAGAUCAUCACCCCAGCAGACUACCAAUCCGGCACCCGAAAACGGCCAAGGCGGAGUGGCCGGCCUUGUGAUGCAUGCCGCAAAAGGAAGACCCGUUGCGUCUUGGCCAAUGACGGAGAGCGCCAAUGCGUCCACUGCCAGCUCCGCGGAUCGCCCUGUACCUUCGAGCGUGAUCCCCCUGGGCGGAUGCCGUCCAUUCCGGGGCUGAGUGGGGGCGACCCCGGUCCCCGCACGGCGCAGACCGAGGAACAAAUGUCCGUCUCCGAGGCGCCGUCUCCGACUUCUCCGGAGCACGCCGAGAUAAUAGCGGGGAAUUCGGCCGAUGAACGGCGCAGGGCAGAAGCCUCAACAUCGGCCACCUCCGAGUCCGAGUUCGUCCCUGGUACCUUGACGCUUGGUCUCGCGCAGACUCGAUUUGCGGAGCUGUACGGGUUGGGAAGCGACAUGGAGCCCAUUCUGAUGCGUCACCGCCCGUAUGAUCCCCUGACCCAGGAGUUCAGCCUCGAGACUCAUGCAAUCCGGCGAGUGCUCGAGCGGGAUUCCGGGCUCGUUGGCUACCCUCUCACCUUCCACAUGGUGUCCGAUGAGAAAGCACUGGAGUUCGAUGCCACCCACUCCCAGAUAGACGCCAUAGAAGCUUGCGUGCGGCCACACGGUCCCCGCCUCGUGGAGCUCUUCUGGCGACACGUCCAGCCCUGCUACCCCCUGGUUCACAAAGAGUUUUUCAUGCAGAACUACAAUCGGUCUUAUCGGCAGAUAUCUGGCCCCCUCCUCGGUGCGGUGUAUCUCUCCGCGCUACGAUGGUGGUCGUACGAUCCCGAGCUGUCGAUCCGGCCGAUGCCGGACUCGGCCUUGUUGCGGAGGAUGCUGCAUCAAGCAAUCUCGUCAUCGUAUCACCGGCCGAAGCUAUCGUCAAUCCAGGCCAUUCUCCUGCUUCUACAGUGCCAGCCCGAGGAUCCCCUCAAUCCGGAUCACACCUACGAGUGGGGGCUGACUUGCCAGGCAUUGGCCAUUGGCCAGUGUCUCGGCCUCCAUCUGGAUGCCAGUGAUUGGUCUAUACCUGCCUGGGAGAAGAAUGUUCGGAAACGGCUGAGUUGGGCACUCUACAUGCAGGAUCGCUGGACUGCGUUGGCCUACGGACGGCCUGUGCACAUCCAUCACGAGGACUGGACCGUCCGGGAAUUGUCGAACCUGGACUUCAUCGACUGCGACAAUUCGGGACUCGACGACGAGAGACGAUCCAUCGGCGCGACAGGGAAGCUCCAGUUCAUUCUGAUGGUCCGGCUCGCACAGAUCCUGUCCUCCGUUCUCUCUUCCUUCUACACGGCCCGGACCUGCUUUGACCAAGACACGGCGCUGUUGUAUCAGAGGGCCCAGCCGAUAUUAGACCAGCUGCAGGAUUGGUACCGGAGCAUCCCUUCCUCGCUGCAUAUGAAUAUCACGUACCAGAGAAAGCUCUCCUUUCACGGACAUCUUCACUUUUCGUACUACGGAGUGGCGAUCGCCCUUCUCCGGCGGCUCAUACGGUCUACAGCGCUCCCGCCGGCUUGUCUCGAUAAUCAAGUGCUCUCGGAUGUUCGACAGUUUGCGCUGCAGACGGCGCAGAGCGCCAUCGGCUUCGUCAUGAAUCUUCGACCGGACCAGCUCGAGGCAUUUUGGUACUUUACAUCACCCUACCUAUUUGCCCUCGUUGGGUCGUUCACGACUCUGCUCCUCGUCACGUCCCUCUCUUCCCAAGAGCGUAGCUUCUGGCAGGAGACUCUCAACUCGUAUCUGUGGAAUCUACGGAUGAUGAGCAAAAGCAGCGAGCCGAUGAGAUACGCCGUGAAUCGUCUGGAAGGUGCGAUUCUACGGGGACUGGAGCAUGCUCUCGCCGUCAACCUAGACGAGCCGCCUGAUGACAACGUCAGCCCAAUGAUGGCGAAUUACUCGACCCAGCCGUUCGAAUUCACCGAUUUCGGAGAUUGGGACCUUGCUGCCGACGUCAAUGGCGCGUUCGAUCUGCUGCGCGGCGUCGACAUGGAUCCCAACGUGUUGAUGCCGGGUGGCCCAAUGAGAAGUGGCUAG